Callorhinchus milii (elephant shark) is the source of this 1374-nucleotide messenger RNA. It is a transcript of the gene cfap298, whose product is annotated as cilia and flagella associated protein 298. Gene Ontology annotation, biological process: regulation of cilium movement. The coding region runs from base 147 to 1019 and encodes 290 amino acids. The record is from RefSeq and is a predicted model, not a curated record. NCBI's taxonomy places the organism in Eukaryota, Metazoa, Chordata, Chondrichthyes, Chimaeriformes, Callorhinchidae. The transcript has 8 exons.
UGGCUCUGGCCGCGCGUGCGCGAGACGAGGCGAGAGAGAGAGAGAGGGGCAGAAGGUGAUCGAAUGUUCUUCCGGGGCCACAGAGCAGCCGAGAGCGGAGGCCCGAGAGCGACACGGACACUCAGGACAGGCCGAGCCGAGCAGCUAUGGUGCAGUUACACAUCAAGCGUGGUGAUGAGCCCCAGUUUCUGUUUAGCACUACAGUGGAUGUCCCUGUAAGUGAAGCAACCAACCAAAUAACAGCUAUUUACAAUGGGAGGCUCAAAGUCGAAAGGAUUUGUGGAGAAAUUGGAGAAUUGGCAGAGCACGGCAUCUUCCUACCUCUCAACAUGCAGGGAUUGACAGAUGAGCAGAUCGAGGAGCUGAAACUGAAGGAUGAGUGGGCAUUGAAAUGUGUGCCAAGUGGAGGGUCUCAAUUUAAAAAAGAUGAAAUCGGACGAAGAAAUGGCUAUGCUCCAAAUGAAAAGAUGAAAGAAGUUUUAAAGAAGACAGUUGAAGCAGCUAAGGCAUUGAUAUCAAAGAAACAAGUUCUGGCCAAUGUAUGUGUCACAAAGGAAAUGGUGAAAGAUGCACAUGACCAGCUGCGAGGAGCUGUUAUGAUUGUUUAUCCCAUGGGACUACCACCAUACGAUCCAAUCAGACAAGAAUUUGAAGGGAAUGAAGACCUAUCUGGAUUGCAAGCUGGGAAAGAGGUGAUCGAGCAGGCCGAUGCCCAGCUGUGGUGGGCAGGGAAGGAAAUGCAGAGAGGAAAGAAACUGUCCAACUAUGUGGGCACAAACGAGAAAACAAAAAUUACAGUAAAAAUACAAAAACGAGGUCAGGGGGCUCCAGCUAGAGAGCCAGUGAUCACUGAAGAGGAACAGAAACAGAUGAUGAUGCACUACUAUAAACGACAAGAAGAACUCAAGAAACUUGAAGAAAAUGAUGAAGAUUCGCAUCUUGACUCUGAGUGGGCAGACAGACAUGCUCUGAAAAGGCAAUUUCAAGGUGUAAAAGACAUCAAGUGGGGCCCCAGAUGAGGUCAACAGUCAACUACUAUAGUACAGCUCCCUUUAGAUGCUUUUAAAUCAAUGUGGAAGCUGCAUUGUCCUUGUAUUUAUGACUACGUAUUUCUUCAAUGGAAGAGGAAUUUUUAACAGUUGCUAAUCUUUUUGUUGCUCUUUCCCACAAACAGAAAUGUUUCAUGGCAUGGCAUGUUUUCAGAAUGUUUUGGAUUGCCUGUAAAUUUGCAGUAGAAAAAACUAGGAAUUGAAUGAAAUCCUGUAUGACCUAACUCAUUUCUCACAAAUCUAUUAUUAAUGUAGACUGUUGUGGAUUUUUCACCACUCUUUGUCGUACUCUAUUCACAUUGAAUAAAUGCUGUUUUUCCAGUUU